UCAGUCAGGUCCAAGCUCGCUCUUUGUCAAACAGUCAAUUAUAAGUUAAAAGGGCACAUCACAGAAUGGCAUCUUCACCCCUUCAAUUCUCCACUCCAUUUCGCACUCUCCUAUUAUCAUCGCCGUCGUUACGAAAAUCCCCUCGUCUUCCUUUCCAUCCUUCAUUAUUCUCGCCGCCCCUUACUCAGAAGACCCUCACUUUUUCGACUGGGACUAGAGCCGUUUCGGGGUCCGGGAAGUUUUAUUGGAGAGCCAAGGCGUCGAUGGCCGGGACCGCCAUGGAGAAAGGGAAAGGGAAAGUCGAAGUUUUUGAUUCCGAGGAGAAUCUUUCGGUUUCGCUCGCUAAAUACACCGCCGAUCUAGCCGCUAAGUUCUCCAAAGAGAAAGGCAGUUUCACCGUGGUUUUGUCUGGCGGCUCCCUCAUCAAGUCUCUCAGGAAACUAGUGGAACCCCCAUAUGUUGAUGCGAUUGAUUGGUCAACAUGGCAUGUUUUCUGGGUGGAUGAAAGGGUUGUUCCUAAGGAUCAUGAUGACAGUAACUAUAAGCUAGCUUUUGAUGGGUUCCUAUCGAAGGUACCGAUUCUCCCUGGUAAUGUAUACGCCAUCAAUGAUGCACUGUCUGCUGAAGGUGCAGCCGAUGAUUACGAGACUUGUCUCAAGCACUUGGUGAAGAGCAACGUGCUUAGUGUCUCAACAGCCACUGGGUUUCCUAAGUUUGAUCUCAUGCUUCUCGGAAUGGGACCGGAUGGACACGUGGCUUCCCUCUUUCCUGGCCAUCCUCUGGUGAAGGAGAACGAAAAGUGGGUUACCUUCAUUAAGGACUCACCAAAACCGCCCCCGGAGAGAAUCACCUUUACUUUCCCAGUUAUCAACUCAUCUGCUCACAUUGCACUUGUGAUCUGUGGUGCUGGUAAAGCUGGUCCGGUGCAUUCCGCAUUGGGAAAUAGUCAAAAUUCCGCUCCACUGCCUGUUCAGAUGGUUUCACCAGAAGGGGAGCUUGUUUGGUUUUUGGACAAAGAUGCAGCUUCCAAGCUAUAAGUUUUUAAGCCUAUAGCUUAUCUGAGUUGUUACUCGAGACUUACUUUGAGUGUGUUAAAUUGGAGUUCACUGGUCUGAGCAGUGAUUGUGCUACCGGAGUUCGUCUCCACUAUAGUUAUCGACUAGCAACCAUUUUCUUCUUUUUCUCAUGAUGAAAACAUGCUAUGUUCAAUAAAACGUAUUUCAUGGUUGCAUCA
Messenger RNA from Gossypium raimondii (Peruvian cotton), 1234 nucleotides. Its product is annotated as probable 6-phosphogluconolactonase 4, chloroplastic. Gene Ontology annotation, molecular function: 6-phosphogluconolactonase activity. Lineage: Eukaryota; Viridiplantae; Streptophyta; Magnoliopsida; Malvales; Malvaceae. The record is from RefSeq and is a predicted model, not a curated record. The transcript is spliced from 3 exons. The coding region runs from base 66 to 1037 and encodes 323 amino acids. Gene Ontology annotation, biological process: carbohydrate metabolic process; pentose-phosphate shunt.